Messenger RNA from Lutra lutra (Eurasian river otter), 2544 nucleotides. RefSeq names its product KIAA1191 ortholog. The transcript has 9 exons. NCBI's taxonomy places the organism in Eukaryota, Metazoa, Chordata, Mammalia, Carnivora, Mustelidae. Gene Ontology annotation, cellular component: cytoplasm. The record is from RefSeq and is a predicted model, not a curated record. Bases 397 to 1314 code for a protein of 305 amino acids.
GAUACCUAGGAAGGCUUUACGGGAAGGCUGCCGGCUGGCCUGGCGGCUUGUGUUCCCUUGUUGGUAUCUGGGGGCCUUCGGUGUCGCCACGGGCAUAACGCUGCCCACACCAUGGCUUGGGUCCAUACUGCGCCACAGCGUCUCGUGAGACGUGGGUCCUCAGAGCCUCUUUAGUGCCAGAGCUCGGGCCGCAGGCAGCCCCGCGGCGGCGUAAGAACAGAACCUCUGAAAUGGAUGGACUCUUCCUGAGCAGCUUUACUAAUGUGCAGCAGCUGGACAAUGUUCCUCGUUAAUACCUGUCUGUCAUCAUAAUCAAUCAUCACAUCAUUUCACUCUGGUGGCAGGGACUCAGCUCCGAAUUCUAUAUAGAAAAAGCAUCUGGAUCCCAGUCUUUCAAUGGCUUCGAGACAACCAGAAGUGCCUGCUCUUGAGCCGAGUGGGCCUCUAGGCAAGAUGUCCCUGCCCAUCGGGAUGUACCGCCGGGCAUUCAGCUAUGAUGAUGCCCUCGAGGACCCUACACCCAUGACUCCUCCUCCAUCGGACAUGGGCAGCAUCCCCUGGAAGCCAGUGAUUCCAGAGCGCAAGUAUCAGCACCUCGCCAAGGCGGAGGAAGGGGAGGCCAGUGUCUCCUCCCCUGCCGUGACCCUGUCAUCGGCCACUGACGGUGCGGACAAGGCCCCUGUGGUGAAGGCUAAAGCAACUCAUGUCAUCAUGAACUCUCUGAUAACAAAACAGACCCAGGAGAGCAUUCAGCGUUUUGAGCAGCAGGCAGGGCUGAGCGAUGCUGGCUACACACCCCACAAGGGCCUUACCACCGAGGAGACCAAGUACCUUCGAGUGGCAGAAGCGCUCCACAAACUAAAGCUACAGAGUGGAGAGAUAACGAGAGAGGAGAAGCAGCCCGCCUCAGCCCAGUCCACCCCAAGCAGCAGCCCCCACCCUUCCCCUAAGCAGAAGUCCAGAGGCUGGUUCAAUUCUGGUCCUUCCACAGCCUUACCUGGCCCAAAUCCUGGCACCAUGGAUUCUGCAGGUGGGGACAAGGACAAAAACUUGGCAGAUAAAUGGAGCCUCUUUGGACCAAGAUCCCUCCAGAAGUCUGAUUCAGGAGGUUUUGCCACCCAGGCUUACAGAGGAGCCCAGAAGCCUUCUCCAAUGGAACUGAUCCGUGUCCAGGCCACCCGAAUGGCCGAAGAUCCAGCAACCUUCAAGCCACCAAAGAUGGACAUCCCAGUGAUGGAAGGGAAGAAACCACAGGCACGGACCCAUAAUCUCAAACCCCGUGACUUAAAUGUGCUCACACCCACUGGCUUCUAGAGCUCUUUGUAUUCCAGGGACUCUGGAUAGAGGGUAUCUUGUAUCCAACUCCCCUUUUACCUUGGCCUUGACAUAGGAAAGGUUUUUUUUUUGUUUGUUUGUUUUUUUCUUUUAAAACCUCUUAAACCAAUGCUAGCUGGAGAUAUACUUGGUUUUUGAGAAAUGGUAGUGCAAAGCUUAUCCUUGUGUGGAAGAAGCCAUGUUAUAUGGUGUAAAGUUAAAUAAUCCUGGCAGUGAUGUAUGGGGGAUCUCAUUACUCAUUUUUGUAUCAUUUACCUUAGACAAGAACUUUGAUCAUUGCUUACUAGGUAAAUAACGUUUGUGUUGUUCCAGAACUGAGGUUUCUUAACUUCUUUACCACUGUAAACAUGUGCGUGGCCUAGUCAUGGAGUAGAGCUGUGCCCAAACUAGCUGAGACUUUGACCCUCUGGACUGUGCACUUCUGUGUGCUCCAGUCUUGUCAGCUGGGGGACCUGAGGUCUGUUUGGUGGCCAGACUUGGCAGGGACCCCCCCCCUUCCUGGGCCAGAACUGGAGCAUUCUUGUGUUUGGUAGCCUUUCGGGUCACUUCGCCUAUAGCCACUUCUAACAAGAGCACUUCUGGCCAGUGCUAUUGGAGGGAUGCUUCGUUUUUCUGUAUCACAGAAUAAACACUAGUCUUGCAUAUCCUAUUUUGCACUUUUAAAAUGAAAAUAAUUUAUCUCCAAUUUGAUUGAAAACUUCCUAAGGGAGAAAAUUCAGUCUACUGGUUUGGUAUAGAUAAAUGUUAAACUUUUUUCAAGUUGCACAAGGCGGCACCUACAUUUAGAUGGUAGUCUUGAGGUUCACGUGAAACUAGCGUCACCCUAUUUUGAUUUUCUUGUUCAGGUCAGGCAUAAAACUUUUUUUUCUGGGAAGUGCAAGAAUUUAAAAUUUUUCUGUAUGAAAUCAUUGCCCCCAAUAAAGAGCUGCAUACUUCUAUAAAUAUGUAAGUUACUGAGGGAAGGAACUAAGGAAGCCACUUUAUUUCUCUUCACCAUGUAUGUGUUCAGUCAUUGUCUUAAAUGCGGUCUCAAAUUCCCACUGUUGUUUUUUUUUUUUGGAUACUAUCAUGUCUACAUAAGGAGCUGAGCUGACCUUUCCAUAGGGAAGCCUUGGCGUCUAAAAUGAUCAGAAUAAUUAACUUAUUUGUGUCUUCUGUUAUGCUUGUAUCUCUUAUUUGUUUUGACAAUAAACAAACUUCUUAAACUGC